AACUACACAAAAUGGCGACCCAGGACUGGAGUCCGUCUAUGUUUGCGGGCCAGUCUUGGUCAGCUUGGGCGGAUAAUGUCCCCCUGACAGAUGUAAACGAUGAUGAAGAAACAGUUAAAUCCCAGCAUGGUGAAGAAAUCAAUGUAGACAGUAUGAAGCUCAGAAUUAAAGAUAUGCCCUUGUUUGGUCUUUGUCCGUCUCAAGAUGAAUUUUAUCUGGUGCUGUGUGAAAAAUGCAACAAGACCUUAAAACCACAAGCCUUUAAACAGCAUAUGGUUCAAAGACAUGGUGUUAAAGAUGUACAAAUUAAGCGAUCUAGUUCUACCUCUCAUAGUCAUUCAGUAUCGAGUAUUUCUCCAAAGAAAGUGGAGAAAACUGAGUUACAAGCAGUCCGUUCCAUGCCGACCAAGGCUAGUGUAAAACAAACACCACCUGAAAUCGCGGCUUUAUCUCGGGCUAGGAACAAUACAGCACUAAAAAUAGCCAGUGUAUCAAGUGUUAAAGACAAGCCUGAUAACUUGAAAAAGACACAGUCACUACCGUUUGUGAAAGUUGAACGUAUACCAGAUCAGGUAUCUGUGAAAAAGAAGGUAUCGGUUAACCCAGCAUGUGAUAUUAAACCUGUUGUCAGCAAUGGUUCUUUAGCAGUAGAACUUGAAGAAGGGAUAGAUGUGAUUUUUGCUGGGGAGGUUGCUGAAAAAACUGUAGUGACACCCAUAACCCCUUUAAAAACACCUCCCAAAAUCCCCAUUCUCAAAAAUACAUUGCCAGCUGCAGGUACUACGCCACCGAUAUCAAUAUCAAAAAUAGCGCCAAUUAUUACUACUGCUACUGUUAUUAGUCCUGUUGUUAGCGUGAAACCUGAGAUAUGUGUGAAACCUGUAUUAACGAGUUUAUCUAAUACUACCUGUAGCAGCAGCAGUAGUAGUAGUAUUAGUAGUACAAAUAAUAGUACAACUACCAUUAAACCUGUAACUAGCUCAAACACAUCACCAUCGAAAUCAACCUCCAUUUCAAAUCUAACAAAACUUCCUGUUAAAGAAAAAUUUCUACCAUGCAAGGAUCGUGAGUAUGAUGCUAAUAAACACUGUGGUGUAUGGAUAGAAGAUAUUCAACGUUCUUGUACCAGAUCACUAACCUGCAAGACCCAUGCCUUGUCCUUACGUAGAGCAGUGAAAGGAAGAUGUAAACCAUUUGACGACCUUUUAAAGGAACAUCGAAUAGCCAAAGAAGCCUUACUCAAAGCUAAAGCCUUGGCUGCAGGCCUACCACCACCUAAUUCUAAAUACAGUCAUCUUUUAGAAGCUAGUGAAGCAGAAUCUGCCGCAGCCUCCUCACAUUCCAAACCUUCCUCAUCAACUACCCCCUCUCCACAAAAAAUACCCAAAACCCAAAACAAAACAUCAGCUGCAGCAUUUCAAAGAUUGUCAGUUAGUGGAGUGUAUCCUCCGCAGACGACAGUACGAGAAGAAGUUGGAGGUAGUGAACCGUCUGCUAGUACCAGUAAAAUAACUAGUGAUGGUGAAGGUGAUGAUAAUAUAGAUAAAGAUCCAGGACAUCUUUCAUAUCAUCCAAGACCGGCUGCUAUCUGUAACUUUGGUGCUCGAAGAAUGGGGGGUAAUUUUUCAGUUUUUUCACGUAAAGUGGAUUUUGUAAGGGCAGCAUUCAUUAGUGCUUUAGAAAAACGUCUUCAUCCACCUCCCCACAAAAAACUUUGUGUUGAAUCAAAUUUACCAAAGGAUUCCCAUAUUGUGACAAAUGCUGUUGACCCUUAUGAAUUUAUGGAUGCAGGAGCUUCGGCCAAUAUGAAUGCGCUAUUUAAUUCAUCUAUCAGAAGUGGCUCUAUGAAACAAAAAUCAAAAUCUACGAGCAAUCGUACCUUAAAGCAAAAUGUGGGAUCUCGUAGUCCAGGUAGUUCUAAUGUGUCGUCAUCUGCCACCAGUGGCGUUAAUCCUGCCAAACGUAAAAGAAGUGGAAGUGGUCAAGGAAGUGUUAUUACCUUUUCCUCCCCAUCUAUAUCUCAAUCACAAUCUCAGACAAUAACCAAUGUUAUCUCAUCGUUACCGUUAAAUACAAACUGUACCAAUAGUCCUAUAGCAACCAUAGCCAUUCCAAGCAUGAACAUAACAGGCACUACUAUUGGCCAAUUUAAUACUGCUGGAAAGACCAAUCAAAUGCAAUUACAGAAAAAUAAUGUUUUGGGGAAAGACGGACAAGUGAAUUUUGUAUUAACUAAUCUCGACCCAUUAGCAAGAAAUGGUUGUGUUAAUAUUUCAAAUACGCAGCUUGGACAAGUUUACAUGACAGACGAUAAAAACGCUAAAAAGUCACGUAUGUCCAUAGCUGGUAAUAAAAAUAGUGGUAAAAUAGUGAAUACAAUAGAAGGAUUAAAGAACUUUCCGAAGAGUGUGUUUUUAGCUUCACCUAAUAUUUAUAUGGAUCGUACUUUAAUAGCUCCAUCAACUACUAAUAGUACGUUAAUGUCACUAUCCACACCCAUUGUAACUCCAGCUCAAGUGCAUGAUACGAGUUUAACAAAUGGAAUUGGUUCACCUUCUUCAGAUAAAAAUCUAAUGAACCGUCAGAAAGUAGCAACCAACCCAAAAAGUAUUACAACACAGGGAAUGCCAUUACUCCAGGCACGUCAACUUACUCAACAAAAUACAGGACCUAUAUUUACUAGUCAAAAUCAGUUAAACCCAUUACAAGUCAAAUCAUCUAAUUUAAAUAUGAAUAAAAAAGUAUCCAUGCAACCAGUUUCCAUAACAAUACCCCUCACAAGCCAAUCAAAUUUAAGUGCCUUGGGUGGUCAACAGACACAACAUACAUUUCUGAUUCGAACAAGUACGGAUGAAAGUGGUGGACAACAUCAAGAAAUUCAUCUCCAGCAACCAUUAUCUAGUUCCUCUACAAACCUCAUCUCCUAGCAACAGCAUCCUCCUCCAUCUUUGAAUUAUUGAGGUUUAUUACACAAAGGAUUAUCAUAUGACUACUAAUUAUAACAAUCCUCAUUAUCAUAUCACAGUGUAGGAGUGUGCUUAUAGUUUAUUCACAUUGGUUUAUUUAGUUAGAAUACAUUUGUGUGUGCAUUUUGCUUCACUAUGGACAUUUCUUGAACUAAAGUAUCUACAUAUACUAGAUCACCAGUAACCAAGAGGAAAUGUUAAAGUUGUGUUUUACGUUCUCAGUGUUUUUUGUGCUAUUAAUAAGAAAUGAUCAAAAUCAACAGAACUGAUACAAAUUUCAGAAUUGAUUAUUUAUUAUGGAGUAUUGUCUAAAUGUGAGUUGUUAGUUUGUGAACACAAGCAUGACUCUCAACAAAAUGAAAACAUAGAAUAAUAAUCUAUUGAUAAGGCUUAUAGAUGGAAAUCUCUCUCAAUUGAAUUCAGAGGCUCAUUUGACAUUUGAACAUAAUUUUUUUUUUUAUUUCUUUUUUUUAGAGUCCUCUACUAUGAUAAUUAGUUUGUUUUAUACUCAUUUAUUCAUUGUACAUGUAUUAAAAAGUUACGUCAAUCAUUGCUGUUCCCCAGUUAACAAAAGUGUGAAUUAGAACAAGGUUGUUACUGUAUCAUGUGAUUGCUGUCCUUCUGAUAAUGUUUCUAGUCAGGGAGUGGCAUGUCCCACCUGUCCUAUUCUGACAGUCACAAGAUUUUAAAUAACAGAAAGAUAAUGGUAUGUAGAUGUAGGAAUUAUUUACUGUUAUGAUCAUUUUAGAAUCUUUAUUUGUUUUAACUCAAACAAAGAUAUGUCGCAGAAGGUCAUAAAAUCGAGAAAAUUAACCACUAUCUGCUAGGUUGUAGAUACUAAAUAAAAGCAAUUAAAUAGGGAUUUCAGGUCACGUGUUAUUAAUUUGAAAUCUGACAGCCAGCGGCUGAAAUAUAGCCCACUUCAAUCUACGAUUCUGAAUUACUAUUUUAUGUAAAUGCAUUACUAGCAAUUGUAUUGUAAUAAUUUAACAUCAAUCUCAAUAUCUGCAAGAUUCAUGCUCAAAAAUUGUCGAAAUGUAAGCAAAAUUACUGUUUAUGUACAGGAAAUGCUCGCUGGAAAAUACCCCUCUGAUGUCCAUUGCUAUGACCCACUUCAUUGGUGAAUCCUCACCUUAGUUUCCGGGAGAUUUCAACAUAGAGCCUAUCAAACGAUAGAUAACAUUUUUGUGAUUAUUAUGGUGCGUGAUACCCCAAGAUAGGACAAUUAUAGCCGUAGAAAACAGGAUUUAUCUGUUUUGCUGCGGAAAUUUGCUAAAUUUCGACUAAAUAUAGCCUACAUUUUUUGUUGUAUCAUCCAGAUUAUAAAUAUUUGACAUAUUAGGCAACACAAAUAAAAUAACUUGUUUCUCGGGCACCGCCCGCACGCAAAAUUGGUUGCGCGUGCAGUCUAUUUAUUAGUCUUGAUGAAAAAAAAUAAAUAUGUAACGCCCGCCCGCACAUCGACAAGCAAGUCGUAAAAAAAAUAUCCCGCAUGUACCUACAUCCGCCAUACAUGUAUAUCUAUUCAAAUGUAUUAAAACUGAUUCAGAUGAACAUGCUGUCUUUUUUAUCCGAACAAUGGCGAAGUUUGGCAGAUUUGCCUUUUUAAUUGAUAUCGAAAGAACCUCCAUUUUGUAUCACGUGAUAUUAAUUACCUCCCCUGAUAAACUAGAAUUUGAAUCGUGUUAAAAGUCAUUGGCGACAAUAUUUCAAUCAUUCGAUCGUAAUCGGCUCAUUAUUGCCGGCUUCAGUCGGUCCUUGUUUGGAAAAUCCUAUUGAUAAAAUAAUGAACCGUAGAACAGGUUAAUUAAUUAUAGCUAAGAAUACGAUACGAUGACGAUAGUCGUCAUAAUGCAUACCUUAGAAUCUGGGUCAUUAUUAGCACAUUUAAGGUAGUUUCGAUAAUCCGGAAAAUAAUAAUUGGAUUACCGAUUUGAUGGUUUUACUGACCAGUUGUUAGUUAGAUUUAAAUAGUCAUUCAAUAUAAACACCGGAUAGAACACCGAAUAUCCUGAGAAACACACCGAAUAUCCCAAGAAACAGUAUUUCCGGCAAUCUCCAAUACCGAUGACACGGUGUGACAUGCAUUGGUUGGAAUUCGGUAAAUAAUUAUAAAUAAACCGGCGAUACUAGAUUUAGUUUUAAAUACUGUUUACCAUGAUUAUUAUUUUUGAUACACCUGGUGAAAGAGGCUUAGUUUUUAAAAAUAUUGUUGUCUUUAUGGAGGGCUAUUACAUAGUCGUAUGGAAUUUUAUUUUAAACCAAUUUCAAUUAUGUGAAUUAAAUAUGGAAAAUUAUUUUCCUUUCAGUCAGUGUUCAGUCUCAGUGUUUUAGUAGACUUGAUUUUGGGUUUAUGUUUUAAGUAUGUACAAUAAAGUUGAAUAUAACGGAAAGCAAAAACGUAAACAAGUAAUGACUUUCUCAUUUAAAAAAAAAAAAAAAGAAAGACCGCCCUCCCGCCCCAACAA
Molecule: messenger RNA, 5434 nt
Organism: Patella vulgata (common limpet)
Lineage: Eukaryota; Metazoa; Mollusca; Gastropoda; Patellidae
Product: ataxin-7-like protein 1
Exons: 11
Coding region: 12-2927 (971 amino acids)
Source: RefSeq, a predicted model, not a curated record